AUGGGUCAGAUGGGCAGCCCCAAACCUGGAGGAGGAGGAGGAGGUGGAGGCAUGGGUGGGAUGGGGAUGGGUGGAAUGACGGGGUCUGGGAUGAUGGGAGGAGGUAUGGGCGGAGGUAUGGGCGGAGGUAUGGGUGGUAAUAUGGGUGGCAGUAUGGGUGGAGGUAUGGGUAGUAAUAUGGGUGGUAAUAUGGGUGGCAAUAUGGGUAGCGGUAAAGGUGGUAAUAUGGGAAUGGGUGGGGGUAUGAGUGGAAAUAUGGGUGGUGGAAUGAGUGGUGGAAUGGGUGGUAAUAUGGGUGGUGGAAUGGGUGGGGGAAUGGUUGGUAAUAUGGGUGGUGGAAUGGGUGGUGGAAUGGGUGGUAAUAUGGGUGGAUAUGGAGGAGGCAUGGGCACCGGUGGCAUGGGCGCUGGCAUGGGCAUGAGUGGAGGGAUCGGCUCUCGUACGGGCGAACCGUACCGUCUGGCCGCCCACGACAGCCCCAGUUCCCCCCGGCACAUGUCGUCCAGCCCCACGCCCAUGUCCCAGAGCCACAGUCCCGGGGGUCAAGGACAACAUGCCUCCCGUCGCAACCUCCAGGUGGACUUCAGCGGCUCGGGUGGAGGAUCCCGGACGGGGCGCUCUCCGUCGGUGUCCCCGGAUCGCGGAUUGACGCCAACCUCGCCUUAUGCACCGUUGCCGCAGAUUGCACCGAUGCCAAGCAGCAAGCUCUGUCCCGUCUGCACCACCACAGAGCUGUCCAACCCUCCGGCGGUUCCCAACUACAACACCUGUACCCAGUGCAAGUCCACCGUGUGCAACCAGUGCGGCUUCAACCCUAACCCACACCUCACUGAGGUGCAGGAAUGGCUGUGUCUAAACUGUCAGAUGCAGCGCGCUCUAGGCAUCGAUAUGACCACGCCACGUUCUAAAAGCCAACAGCAGAUCCACUCCCCGUCCCACCAGGCCAAACCCAUCGUCCAGCCACAACAGGCCCCAGACCACCUCACCACGUUGGACCUCAACAAAGCGGCCCGCAACAAGGCUUCAAAUCAGAUCCUUAUGCUCAGCGAGGUCCUUCUGCUCAAGGAGGUCCCAACCAGCCUAGGAUCCCACACCCAGGAGCGGUACCUCUUCCGGGCUUGGCUAAAGCACCAUCGCAGCCAGAUUUGGGUCGUGGUGGUUCGCCGAUGCAUCAGCAGAUUCCGCGUCAGCCGGACCACACCAGGAGUGCGGGGUCUUCUCCAGCGCACCGGCCGCAAUCGCAGCCUCUUCCGCAAGCACAGGACGGACUUACAAAGCUGUUUGGAUUUGGUGCGUCGCUGUUGA
Molecule: messenger RNA, 1305 nt
Organism: Knipowitschia caucasica
Lineage: Eukaryota; Metazoa; Chordata; Actinopteri; Gobiiformes; Gobiidae
Source: the annotation of a GenBank genome assembly